This is a messenger RNA of Rosa chinensis, 1925 nucleotides long. RefSeq names its product sterol 3-beta-glucosyltransferase UGT80B1. Bases 153 to 1700 code for a protein of 515 amino acids. NCBI's taxonomy places the organism in Eukaryota, Viridiplantae, Streptophyta, Magnoliopsida, Rosales, Rosaceae. The transcript has 15 exons. The record is from RefSeq and is a predicted model, not a curated record.
GUUAUUGGGUUACCCUUAAAAAAAAAAGGACUAGUAGCAAAUUUGGAGGUGACCGGAAGGACCAUUGGUGGGUGUUUAAACUCGGGAGAAAGGGGCUGAAAUUCAAAAAGGAUUCCAGCUGAUUAACACCCCUUUGCCAAAAAACAAGAGUGAUGGAGGUUGAGACGGAGAGGACGAAACCCGUUGCUGUAUUCAUGGCUUUCGGUACCAAAGGCGAUGUCUAUCCAAUUGCUGCCAUUGCGGCGGCCUUUGCUUCCGACCAGAGACAGUACCAAGUUGUUCUUAUCACACAUUCAGCUCACGAGAGCUUACGUUGUCACUUGGCUGAGAAGCAUGUUUCCUAUCUUCCAAUUUCAUCACCACCUGUUCUCUCUAUCCAUCAGAAACAUGAUACUACAGGCUCUGUAGAGUUGCCUCUUUCACUGCAGAAAAAGUUAUUUUCUGGAGAACAUAGAAAAGAAUGUCUUUCGGUAGUUGAAACGAUAUUUGGAUCAGGCCCAAGCAUGGAUGGUGAUUUCAUUGUGAUAAAUUUCUUUGCUCUGGAAGGCUGGAGUCUUGCGGAGCUUUUCCGUGUCCGCUGCAUGGUUGCUGCUCCUUAUGUUGUUCCGUACAGUGCACCUUCAUCAUUUGAGCGCCAGUUUAAAAAGGAAUAUCAACACUUGUAUAGAUACCUGCAUGAACCUAACCUCAGGAAGGUUGGUUGGAAAGACGUGAUCCACUGGAUGUGGCCUCUUUUCACUGAACACUGGGGAUCCUGGAGAUGUGACCAUUUGAAUCUGAGUGCUUUCCCUUUUACAGAUCCAGUAACGGGUCUCCCCACUUGGCAUGAUAGGCCACUGUCUCCCCGACUUUUGUAUGGUUUUAGCAAAGAAGUUGUUGAGUGCCCAGAUUACUGGCCAUCGAGCAUUCGGGUUUGUGGCUUUUGGUUUCUGCCUAAUGAAUGGCAAUUUUCAUGUAAGAAGUGCAGUGAAAUUUCAAGGCUUGUUUCUUCAGGGGAUCUGUACACAAAUGUUGAAAUGUGCCCAACUCAUGUUCACUUGCAAUAUUUUCUGAAGACUCCUACGCCUAUGCCACCUGUUUUUAUUGGCCUGAAUUCUAUUGGUAGCAUGGGAUUUUUGAAGAAUCCUCAAGCAUUUCUUCGUAUUCUUGAAUCUGUCCUCAAGAUAACAACUUAUCGUUUUAUCCUUUUUACUGCUGGCUACAAGCCUUUAGAUGCAGCAAUCCGAGCUAUUGCUGCUGAUUCAUCAUCGCACAUGACCCACAAACAGAUUAAUGACGAUUGCGUUUCUCUCUUCCACGAACGAUUGUUCUGCUUUUCUGGUUCUAUACCAUACAUGUGGCUGUUUUCUGGAUGUGCGGCUGCAAUUCAUCAUGGGGGAAGUGGAACUACUGCUGCAGCACUACUUGCAGGAAUCCCACAGGUACUAUGUCCAUUUAUGCUAGACCAGUUUUAUUGGGCAGAAAGAAUGUUUUGGCUUGGAGUGGCAUCAGAACCGUUGAAAAGGAGCCACUUGCUUCCUGAAGAAAGUGAUGACGAAACUAUCGAAGAAGCAGCCAAGAUGCUAUCAAGAGUCAUACAUGAUACAUUAUCUCCUGAAAUUAGAGAACGCGCUGUAGAAAUUUCUGAGAGAAUAUCUCUUGAGGACGGAGUCUCAAAUGCUGUUAGGUAUAUCAAGGAAGAGAUUGGUUGUUCAAGCUGAGUGUGACAUAUUUUUUCAACAGUGCUCUUUUACUUGUGGCCAAUCUUGCUUUUAAAGCUAUUACAAAGAUGACUGUAUUCGGUCACUUUUAACAUACUUUUGCUAUUUGCUCGAAUUAACCCUGCUUUCAAGUAAGAAAGAAAUUCUGUGAUGUGUGUUUGUGUUGUGUUUGAAAUUGCCACCAGAGUUUUGAAACGCCUAAAAGAUGUCUUACUUUCAUGUUCA